Molecule: messenger RNA, 951 nt
Organism: Sclerotinia borealis F-4128
Lineage: Eukaryota; Fungi; Ascomycota; Leotiomycetes; Helotiales; Sclerotiniaceae
Source: the annotation of a GenBank genome assembly
AUGUCUGCAACAUCAGUUAUCUCCACCAUCCCCAUCACAUCAGCCAGGAACGACGUUGACGACACUAAAUCUAUACUCAGACUACCCUCCGAAUACGCCGACACUCUUCCUACAAAUCAUGAUGGACCUGCCCAGAGACCUGCCCAGAUCGAUCCACACUUCACCAUGUGGGUUGAAAUCGCACAGGCGCUUGGUGUCCCCACUACACCUUCUCAUCCCCUUACCGCCGAUGCCUUAUUCGAGCUUGCAGCUGCGAAUACCAUGGCACAGUCUGAAGAUGCGACAACAAGUGAACUGGCCAGGCAUCAAAGCGCACUAUUCCUACACAGAAUAUUCAAAUGGAUUAAUUCUGGCGCGUUGGAAGGUGGUAUUGAUGGUAAUACGAAUGGCGCACCAUUUAUCUACCCGCUAUCUUCGUUUUGGGGUUCGGAUGCAUCUGAAACUUGGUCUUUUGAGAUCUUGGAGAGAUACUGGCAGAACGAGCCAGACGAUGAGCAGAUCAUCCAUCGAUCGAUCAGUGUUCCAGAAUCGGAGUCAUCAGGUUCACCAGAGCCAUCUGACGCAUCAGAAGAUGAGGACGAGGAUGGUGGAGUUCUGAUCGAUACAACAUCAAGUUCAGACGGUCAAAAUCAAAUGGUCUUUGAUUUGUUUCGCACUCGAGAACUCCAACGACUCGUGAUGGGUGACUCACCUAUUCUUUCUCGGAUCGAUCCAAAUGUCUUCAGAACCAAUGCUGGACCUGGAAAACAUGCUCGGGCCAGAGCUUUGACUUUGACCGAGAGAAUAGCUCAAGGCGCCAACCAAAGGCAAGAGGAGUUGCGGAAUAAAAUUUUCCCUGUUGUGCCGUUGCGGAAUCAAGUAUUUCCUGUUAUCCCCACGGAACAACCGAUCACAACUGAGGAGGUCCUUGAUGGAUACUAUGAGCCGAUUACGUUGGCUAAUUUUCUGUGA